UAUUAGAUUCAGAAGCAUCGCCCGACUUUGCUUUGAUCUCCAGCAGCCUUUUAGCAAUAUUUGCUCACUACUGAGACUAUUCUGUAGUUUGCAGAGGCAUCGCCGACUCAACGGCAACGACGAUCAUCUCCUGAUCCAUUUUAUUUGGAGAUCUGAAAGAAGAGCCAAGAUCUUCUCUCUUCUGCAAUCAGAUGGCGGUGUCACUGACAGUGGUGGGGGGAUGGUUCGCGCAGGCCUUCAUCCAAACCUUGAUCGAUAAGGCCAGCGACAAAGCCAUCCAACUGUUUGCCGAACGCCGGGGUUUCGCGGCGGACAUGGAAACUCUGUGCACGUCGCUUCUGGAGACUCAAAUCAUCCUUGACAAGGUACAGAGUAGUCAGAGCAACGACACCAAGUGGAAGACAUUGAUGCAGAAACUCAAGGAUGCUGCUUAUGAUGCUGAGGACUUGAUAGAUGAGUUCCAAUACCAUGUACUCAGGCAGAAGAUCAAUGGUGAAGAAGAGGACAAGGCAGUAAGUGGCUCCGGUGGCCUUCCAAACAUUUUUUCUGCUGCAAAAGAAAAGUUGUUUGGUUCUUCUCAUUCCUUGGAGGAAGAGGCCAUGAGAGCUAGCGUGGUGGAGAUUCAAGGAAGGCUGGAGAGAAUCGCUAACAGUAUGAAGAGCAUCAUGAAUGUGUUACCACCAAAUGAUAGAGGGAAGCAACCAGAUCAGAUGAAGUUUCAGUCCAGAGAAUCAUGCUCUUCCCCGGUGACGGACAUAUUGUUUGGUAGAGAUAAAGAACUAAAUCAAGUGGUAGACUGGUUGUUGGGGUCAGCUAAUCAGGUGGAACCAGCGUCGGGAUUUCUCAACGAUGCCCUAUCCGUGUUGCCCAUCGUCGGUAUAGGAGGGGCUGGCAGGCCCGGCCCAGAGGCCGGGCGGUCCUGAGCGAUUGCCCAGGGCCCAAGUUUAGAUGGGGCCCACA
This is a messenger RNA of Zingiber officinale, 960 nucleotides long. RefSeq lists its product as uncharacterized. Lineage: Eukaryota; Viridiplantae; Streptophyta; Magnoliopsida; Zingiberales; Zingiberaceae. The record is from RefSeq and is a predicted model, not a curated record. Bases 192 to 923 code for a protein of 243 amino acids. The transcript is spliced from 2 exons.